Messenger RNA from Elaeis guineensis (African oil palm), 1412 nucleotides. RefSeq names its product F-box protein FBW2. The record is from RefSeq and is a predicted model, not a curated record. Lineage: Eukaryota; Viridiplantae; Streptophyta; Magnoliopsida; Arecales; Arecaceae. Gene Ontology annotation, molecular function: protein binding.
UACCUGUUGUCGUCUCGUGUACUCUUUGCCGCAGCCUCUCGUUUUCUUGUAAGUUUGGUGCCUCCUCCUCCUUCCAUCUUUCUCUCUCCACCUCCCCUCCCCUCCCUUUACUGUUGGUUGCAGAUCGAACGAAGGAUCAAGUUGGAGCUCUUGUACUUCUCUUCUUGGGGCUACAGGGUGCUUCUUCUCUUCCUCUGUUGAAAACAUGGAGGGUUCCAGUGAAUUCAGGGGAUGGGACGAGCUGAUUCCUGAUGCUCUGGGCUUAAUCUUUCGAAACCUUUCGCUUCAGGAGAUCCUCACCGUGGUGCCCAGGGUCUGCAAGGCUUGGCGCCGGGCGGCUUCCGGGCCUUACUGCUGGCAAGAUAUCGAUAUCGAGGAAUGGAGCCAGCGCUGCAAGCCGGAGCAUUUGGAUCGAAUGCUUCAGAUGCUUAUUGCCUGGAGCUGUGACUCCUUCCGCCGGCUCAGUGUCUCUGGACUCCCCAGUGACUCCCUCUUUUCCUUCAUUGCAGACCAUGCUGGUUCCCUUCAGACCUUAGAGCUACCAAGGAGUGAAAUAAGUGACUCCAUUGUUGAACAUGUUGCACCAAGACUGUCAAACAUCACUUUCUUGGAUGUGAGCUACUGUAAAAAGAUUGGUGCUCGUGCCCUUGAGGCAUUUGGCAAGCACUGCAAGGCCCUUGUUGGACUCCGUAGGAGGAUGCACCCGCUGGAGGUUGCCGACAAGGCCUGCCAAGAUGAUGAGGCUCAUGCCAUAGCUUGUACCAUGCCUAAGCUUCGCCACCUCGAGAUGGCCUACCACCUCCUUACGACCCAUGGGGUCCUCGAGAUCCUUUCACAAUGCAGGGAUCUCGAGUACCUGGACGUGCGGGGCUGUUGGGAUGUGAAGCUUGAUGACAAAUUCCUGAAGGAGAGGCAUUCUAGUUUGAAGGUGUUGGGACCUCAUAUUGUGGACUGCUACGAGAGGACCUUCUGGGACGAUGAGUGCUCCGAUUACUCAGAUUCCUCGGUGUACUCGUGGGAUUUCAUCUACGAAGGGGAGAGCGAUCACGAUAAUGUUUGGGAUGAUGAGCAAGAUCUGGAAGGGUUGGUAGUCAGGUUCUAUGGUGGUGGGCUAAAUCUUACCUUUGCUGGAUUUGAUUGGCCUCCAUCUCCAUGAGCAUCCUUUGUUUGCUUUGACCGCAUGCUGCUGCUGGUGCUUUUUAGAACCACUAAGAUCUACUAUAAAUCCUGUUGUAUCUUUGCUUUGAAAUGUUGAUUGGGAUGCGUUUGAGUGUAAACUUGAGUGUUUACAUGAAGCAAAUUGAUGUGCUUGGACCUCUUUGUUCAUUGCCAAGGAUACCUCUAGUGGAUAAUUAUUUGUAUUUGUUCAAUGAGUAUUGUUAAAUCACUUGUAUAUGAAAAGUUACUUCCAA